Messenger RNA from Sycon ciliatum, 1666 nucleotides. Its product is annotated as relaxin receptor 1-like. The coding region runs from base 192 to 1649 and encodes 485 amino acids. The transcript has 14 exons. The record is from RefSeq and is a predicted model, not a curated record. NCBI's taxonomy places the organism in Eukaryota, Metazoa, Porifera, Calcarea, Leucosolenida, Sycettidae. Gene Ontology annotation, molecular function: protein binding.
CACCUGAAUACCUGCUGUUCUGGAUGGAUUUUUCACUUUUCUUCCUGUUUCAGCACUGUCUGCAGGUUGUGUAGUGGUCAGUUGUGAUACGUAGGUUUCUCCACCUUGUGGAGUCGUGGUCGUUUUGGUUUCUCGACCAGCAAGCGACCUGAAGAAGAUAUCGGAUAGCCAGUGACCGCAGCACAUGCACAAUGGCUUAUUUGGCAACUCGCGGCAGUCGCCAUUCUUUUCCGUCAUCGUGGAAAUGUUGCCUUCGGUUGGCAAUGCUAAUUUGUGUCAUUACACCUGCGCGUGUACAAUCACGCUGCAUGGCAAUUGACAGAACCAGGCCGAGUGACUCUAAGCUACUGUCAAGUUAUGUCUGUGAACGCAAACCUGAAUUUACACCAUCGAUUAUUCUAGAUGGCGAACGAGACUCGUAUGAACUAUUGCACAUAUCACGCAAUGAUCUCGGCGAUAUUGACCCCAGUUACUGGACGUUAUUCACAAACUUGGUAUCAUUGGAUCUGACCGACACGAAUAUGACAGUGAUUCGCCAAAAUUCAUAUCAACCUCUGAAGCAGAAACUGAGAUUUUUGUAUGUGAGAUUGAACAAGAUCAGGACUAUCGAGGAUGGCGCAGCUUUGAAGGAUCUGACUGAACUCAGAAUUCUGCGCUUGGACAACAAUCUCAUCUCAAGUUUCUUCGACGGAAUCUUCAGCAAACUGUCAAAGCUUCAGUAUCUAGAUUUCUCCAAUAACCAGUUCCGAACUCUCAGACCAAAUGUGUUUACUGGGCUGUCCAAUCUUAACAUCCUCGAUUUUUCCAAUAACCAGAUCCAAGUUCUCCCAUCCAAUUUGUUCAGUGGACUUAGCAAACUUAGAACCCUGAGGUUUGGCAAUAACAUGAUCUCCAGUUUUCCCGGUGGAAUAUUCUCAUCAUCACUCGGUGACAACCUCCGAGUCUUGAGUUUUGCUGGCAACCAAUUAAGGUCUCUGGACAAUGGAGUGUUCAAUAGCCUCCCCAAUCUAGCCGACUUGAAUGUUGAUGGCAAUAAACUGCAAACUCUAGCAUCUGAGGUGUUCAACGGUCUUGCAGAUGGCACGAACAUUCAUCUUGCACACAACGACAAGGUGCUCACAAACACGCAGCUCUGUAGCAUCAUAGCGCGAAACCCAUCAUUGAACUUCAUCUUGACUCCAGAGUACCAAUCGUUUGUGCAAUUGGCACGCCAAUACCACUGCAACAUUCCUUGCUACAAAUGGAGGCCCUAUGAACUUGAUGUCUGCAACAAUGCCUUCUGCACCGGCACUGUCGCUAGUCCCAUAUGCCAUGCCCUUUUAAGUACCCCCAGCCAAAACUGCGAAAUAGCGAAAAGCGCCUCUGACUGGCGAACGAUCAUCAUGCUCACCGCGGAUGAGCUCAGUUACGGCAAUGCUACAGCGUACUGCGAAAGCCGACAGGGACGACUACCCACUCUUGCGGAGAACAUGUGCGUGGCGGACUUGGGGAGUCAAGUAAAAGCCAGUCGGGACCUAGACUACACACCGGUGGUAUGGCUGCAGGAUAAGUACUUCCAUCACCCAUACGCCAGCAACUACAUCACGUACCUUGCCGACCGUAAACUGCAUGUCGCAUGCGCCCUACCAAUCAUGACAGUGCCAGCUUAACUCAUCGAAUUUUAGCA